CCUUAUCGGCGGGGGGGGGCGGGGGGGGGCAGAGCGCCAUGGCGGGGCCCGGGCUGCUGCUGGCGCUGGGGGGGCUCCUGGGCAGCGCCCGCGGGGGGGCGGGGGGCUUCGACCUGGAAGUGGGGGCGCUGCUGGCGGCGGAGCCCCGGGAGCCCAAGUGCUUCUCGCGGCGCCUGCACGACCUGACCUGCUUCUGGGAGCGCCCCGGGGAGCCCGACCCCCGGCCCUUCCGCCUGCUCUACCGCCUGGAGCCGGAGCCCUGGCAGAGCUGCCCCCUGUCUCCCUGCCGGAGCCCUGGCAGAGCUGCCCGCUGCGGGCGCAGGCGCUGCCCGGGAACCGCUCGCGGUUCUGGUGCUCGCUGCCGCCCCCCGCCCUCGUGGCCUUCGUCCCGCUGGAGCUGCGGGUGGUGCCGCACCCCCCCCCCCGCCCCCCCCGCGCCCUCCCCCGCCCCGCUCCUGCAACGCACCCUCUUCAUCGACCAAGUCGUGCUUCUGGGCCCCCCCGAGAACGUGUCGGUGGGGCCUGGGGGGGCGCGGGGGGAGGUGUGUGUGCGCUGGCAGCCCCCCCCCAGCCCCUACCUGGAGUCCAGCCUGGUCUAUGAGCUGGCCCUGCGCGCCCCGGGGCUGCCCCCCCGCACGGUGGGGGUCCCGGCGGGGCGGCGGGAGCAGCGGGUGGGCGCCCUGCGCGGCAGCACCCGGUACAGCGUCCGCGCCCGCGCCCGCCCCGACGGGCUCAGCUACGGCGGGUUCUGGAGCCCCUGGUCCCCCCCCGCCAGCGCCGUCACCCCCCCGGACGUGGACCCGGUGACGCUGGGACUGUCCUGCCUGCUGGCCCUGCUGCUGCUGGGGCUGGGGCUGCUGGGGCUGCUGGGACACCGCAGGGCGCUGCGGGAGAAGCUGUGGCCGCCGGUGCCGGGCCCCGAGCGGGAGUUCGAGGGGCUCUUCAGCGCCUACGGGGGCAACUUCCAGCUCUGGCUGUGCCAGGGGGUGGGGGCUCCCUGGGCCCCCCCCGGGGGUGUCGCCGAGGCCGAGGAGCUGCCCAGCACCGUGGAGGAGGUGGGGUCCCCCCCGGGCAAGGGCCCCCCCUCCGAGGAGCCCCCCCCGGCCCCCACCGCCCCCCCCGCCGGCCCCUCGCCCGCCUCCAGCUUCGAGUACACCCUCUUCGACCCCGGCUCGGCCCUGCUCUGCCCCCGGGCGCCCCCCCCGGGGGACCCCCCCGGCACCCCCCCCGCCCAACGGGCCCUACGCCAACCUGGCCCCCCAGAAAGGGCCCCCCCCCGAUGCUGACACCCCCAAAUGGGCCCCCCCCGCUGACGGGGACCCCCCCGGGCUGGGCCCCCCCCGCCCCAGCCCCCCCCUACGUGCUCUGCUCCUAAGGGGCGGGGGGGGCCUGGGGACACACCCACGGCGGGGACAGGGGGGCGCGGGGGGGGGA
Molecule: messenger RNA, 1434 nt
Organism: Chroicocephalus ridibundus (black-headed gull)
Lineage: Eukaryota; Metazoa; Chordata; Aves; Charadriiformes; Laridae
Gene: EPOR
Product: erythropoietin receptor
Exons: 9
Coding region: 39-1286 (415 amino acids)
Biological process (GO): cytokine-mediated signaling pathway
Cellular component (GO): external side of plasma membrane
Molecular function (GO): cytokine receptor activity; protein binding
Source: RefSeq, a predicted model, not a curated record